Messenger RNA from Acanthosepion pharaonis, 480 nucleotides. The record is from the annotation of a GenBank genome assembly. NCBI's taxonomy places the organism in Eukaryota, Metazoa, Mollusca, Cephalopoda, Sepiida, Sepiidae.
AUGGUAUCUCGGAGAGGCAAUUGGCUAGUGCUAGCAGGUGAAGAAGAUGAGUCAUACUGUUUGCAUUCAACCUCAUCACUUUUUCUUUCAUUCUUUCUUUUUAUCCAUCCAUUUUUUUCUUUUUUACCCAUUCACUAUUUCUAUUUGUUUUAUUCUUCAUUCCUGUCUGCAUUUCUUCAAUUUUUUUGGCCAACAUUUUCUCUUGUUUUCUCUUUUUCUUUCUUUACUUCAUUUAGUCUUUCUUUUUCACCUAACUUUCUUUUGUUUACUCUUCUUUUAAAACCUUUUUCUCAUUCUUUUUCUCUCUUCUUCAUCUCUAGUAUUCUUUAUUCUCUUUACAUACUUUACAGCUUUCUUUUUCACUCUUUUUUUCUAGUCUUAUACUCAUACUCUUUUUACCUCAUCCUCUUUUUAUCUCACUUUUUUUCUUUUCUCAAUUUAUUAGUUCUUAGUGCACUUUCCAUGUUUAUUUUCAACUAA